AAGUAGUAAGAUAGUCGACUCACAUGCUCAUGGAAAAUAAGCACACAGAGCAAUGAAAAACAGAAAAAAGAUCAUUAAUGGGGUCAACAGGGCCAAAUUCAAACCUGGAUCUAAGAAGAGGGAAAAUAAAUGUGUCGUCAUGUUUGACGACAAGGAGCGAGAGGAAUAUCUCACUGGUUUCCAUAAGAGAAAAGUGGAAAGAAGGAAAGCAGCUGUAUCUGAAAUACGCAAGAAGAUCAAGGAAGAACAGAAUAGGGUCAGAGAAGAGAGGCACAAGGAAUACGUGAAAAUGCUGAAGGAGCGACAAGAAGCGCUUGAGGAAAGUGAAGAUGAUCUGGAAGAUGUGAUCACCAAUACAACAGAGUCUGUUCAGUUUGACCAUCCAAAUCACACGGUCACAGUGACUACCAUCAGUGAUCUGGACCUCACCACCAAUCACUUGCUUGAACGAGUGACGAAAAAGGCCAACGGGAAGAAAGAAGAUAACGAAAAUGAGGAUGAAGAGGAUAAACCAAAGACAAUGCCAAAAAAAGCGGGGGCUCCAAUCUUGAACAAAAAGAUCCGCUCGCUGACUGCCUCACUCAGUGCCUACACCAGCAAGGGGAAGAGGAAAGGGAAGCAGGAAGGCCGAGGAGGACGAGGGCGGCAGGCAGACAAGAGGGCUGACAAGAGAGUCGGCGAGAGCAAAAUCAGCACCAAGAAGACCAGCAAGUGGCAGAGACGACGCAUGACGGGGAAGAAGCAGCGUCAUCAAGACUGAAAGAUCAACUUUUCUGGACUAUUUUGGCUAUUUGGGCUGAAUAUGGGGCAGCACAGUGAACAAGUGGUUAGACCAUCUGCCUCACAGUUCUGUUCAGUGUGUGGAGUUUCCAUGUUCGCUGAGUACUCCAUGUACUCCGGCAUCCUCCCUUAUUCCAAAACCAUGCAUGUCAGGUGAAUUGAAAACUCUCAAUUGUCCUCAGGUGUGAAUGUGAGUGUGAAUUGUUGUUAAUCUAUACAGUAUGUGCCCUGUGAUUGGCUGCGUGAACCCUGCCUCCGCCCAGUCAGCUGGGAUAGGCUCCAGCCAACCCGUGACCCUAAUGAAGACAAGCAGUAUAGAAAAUGGCUGGAUGGAUGGGCUGAAUAUGUGGAAUGUAAACUGGAACAAAAGAUGAUCAGAAUGCUCUGCAUUAAUUUGGCCUAUCAUGUUAAACACUGACCACUUUCUCAUUCUAAUGAGAACCAAUACAAGAGCUGUAACCACAUACUCCAUUUUGACCAGCAUUGCCACAGAGAUAUUACUGUAACAAUAUUAUUUUAUUGUGGUUGGAGCUUUCUGAACUGCACCGCAUCAUGUCAAGAGCUGUUUCAAAAAUGUUAACUUCUGUCAUUAAAUAACUAAUAAAAAGUUAACAUUCAA
Messenger RNA from Phycodurus eques (leafy seadragon), 1399 nucleotides. RefSeq names its product nucleolar protein 12 (gene nol12). Bases 53 to 760 code for a protein of 235 amino acids. NCBI's taxonomy places the organism in Eukaryota, Metazoa, Chordata, Actinopteri, Syngnathiformes, Syngnathidae. The record is from RefSeq and is a predicted model, not a curated record. Gene Ontology annotation, molecular function: RNA binding. The transcript has 6 exons. Gene Ontology annotation, cellular component: nucleolus.